AUGCAGUAUUGCAAAGGCUACAAGUUUAGAGCCGUGUUUUUUGUUAUAAUCAUAACUUUAACUUUUACGUUUGGAGCGUAUUAUUUUUCUGCUGAUAACGCAGUCUUAAACAGUUUUAUUCCAACAGACAUUGGUAACAAGCCGCCAAGUCAAGAGAUAUUGAAUGGUCAUAUCUGGUUUAUUUCAAAUGGAGCAACUGACAAGAAUUCAAGUCAAAAGAAGUCAAGAGAUGUUGCUAAGGGAGCAGACGACAGGCCACCUAGGCAAGAGAAAAAUGCAGAAAAGCAAGUCCCAUUUAUCAAAAAAGUAGAACGGCCUUCAACUCAACAGAACUUUGUAGAUCAGGAAUUAUAUGAGAUAAAAGAAGCAGACGACACGUCAACACGACAAGAGAGUUUAACUGAUGGUGUCCCACUUAUUCAAAAGGGAGCAGACGACAAGCCUACAACACAGGAGAGUUUAACAGAUCGUGUCCCACUUAUUCAAAAAGGAGCAGACGACAAGCCUACAACACAGGAGAGUUUAACAGACGGUGUCCCACUUAUUAAAAAAGGAGCAGACGACAAGCUUAUGUCACAAGAGAGUUUAAAAGGCCGUGUCCCACUUAUUCAAAAAGGAGCAGACGACAAGCUUACGUCACAAGAGAGUUUAACUGAUGGUGUCCCACUUAUUCAAAAAGGAGCAGACGACAAGCCUACGUCACAAGAGAAUAUUCCAGAAGAAAUAGGCGUCCAGCCUCCACAAAGAAGCCAUGCAUUACUGUCGUACAAUAGCAGUACUCCUGUUAAAAUCGACUACAGACAACGUUUCUUGGAUUUUGCUAAGGAGGAUGUUCUGCAUACGAAACGUCCCACCUACAUAGAAUACUUGAAGAAUCCAUGUUGGUACGAGGACCAUGGUGAGAAGAAGAAAUUACGCUGCCUCCCCUACUUUAUGAUAUUAGGACAAAACAAAUGCGGAACCACUAAUCUUUACAACAGUAUGGUGUUACAUCCUGAUAUUAUACCCUCCAAAUCCAAGGAACCACAGUUUUGGGCACGGAUGCGACACUGUUACUGUUGCAGUAAACUGACGUAUCACUUCCUCUGUUACAAUAACAGACACUGGAACUGGACAGCCUAUGUUAAAUAUUUCGAUCCAACAGCGAAGAAAAUACAAAAAUUGCUGAAGUCUGAGGACCAGAUAGAUAUAGAGCACAGUGCUGAACUUGUAACAGGAGAGGCCACGCCCUCUAACUUGUGGGACAAUCGUUGGUGGUGGAAUUAUAAGAUAAACCAGAACGACACAGAACCUCCAGGUCUUACCAACGCAGAUUACAUACAUCACUUCAUGCCAAAUCUUAAAAUAAUUAUCAUAUUACGGAAUCCUGUUACGAGAUUAUACUCCGACUAUCUGUAUGUUACCAAAGGCGUAAGAUCACCAGAGGGAUUCCAUGAGGAAGUUUUAAGAGAAAUAAACUGGUUUCAAAAUUGUUCAAGGUUACACGACAUUCGGUAUUGUGUGUUUCGGAACUCCUUUGAGGAGAGAAACGUGACUAGCAAGGCACGCCUUCAGAAUGGAUUUUAUGGCGUGUUUAUUGAGGAAUACAUGAAGUUAUUUUCGCGGGAACAAUUUCAUGUAAUAAGACUUGAAGAUUAUGCCAUACAUAAGACCGAAGUAAUGGCAGGCAUAUUUCGUUUUUUAAAUCUACGGGACAUGGACGAACCAGCGAGAAAAGUAAAGAUAAAUAGUACAAAGAAAAAGGGAUCAAACGUUGGGGAAAUGUUACUGGAAACGAAAUCCUUACUCGAAGAAUUCUACAAACCAUAUACUGAACAUUUAGCAGAUUUACUGAACGAUUCUCGUUUUUUAUGGUUGGAUUAG
Molecule: messenger RNA, 1863 nt
Organism: Ylistrum balloti
Lineage: Eukaryota; Metazoa; Mollusca; Bivalvia; Pectinida; Pectinidae
Product: carbohydrate sulfotransferase 15-like
Exons: 8
Coding region: 1-1863 (620 amino acids)
Biological process (GO): hexose biosynthetic process
Molecular function (GO): N-acetylgalactosamine 4-sulfate 6-O-sulfotransferase activity
Source: RefSeq, a predicted model, not a curated record